AUGCACGCCGAGUAUGUUUCCAUCGCGAGCACCGUUGGGGCGGCGAAGGGCCUUCAGUACUCAGCAGGUCUCGAUGGCGACCGGAGACCGAGCGACGCCAAAAAGGAUAUGUGUGUGGAUGUGUGGACAGUUGCUGAUGGGUUCGCCUGUGCGGUGUCCGCCACGUGGGCGAGCCCUUUGCAGCUGGAACUUGCAUGCCGCCGUUGCACGCUGUUGCAUGCUGCGGCUUUGCUGCUGCUACAUAUACAGCUGCGUGCAGAGGCGCAAUGUAUACCUAUAUGCUGCCCUGCAGCUGCCGGGCCGUUCGAAAUCCUAGGUAUCAUGAACUUUUUGUUGAGCUGCUGGCAAGGGCAAUAUUCGCCAUCCGGAACCAACGGUCACCCAACCAGAACCAACCAACAGAGUAUUAGGGACUGCACCGCCUGA
This is a messenger RNA of Volvox carteri f. nagariensis, 426 nucleotides long. RefSeq lists its product as uncharacterized. The record is from RefSeq and is a predicted model, not a curated record. NCBI's taxonomy places the organism in Eukaryota, Viridiplantae, Chlorophyta, Chlorophyceae, Chlamydomonadales, Volvocaceae. The transcript is spliced from 3 exons. The coding region runs from base 1 to 426 and encodes 141 amino acids.